GUAGCAUUCUGCCGAGUGGAAGUAUCCUAGCAGAAGGACAGAAGCAGGCACAAUAAGGACUAGGAAUGAAAGACAACUCAGGUUAUCAGAGUUUCUCAACGAAUUGCAAAAUGGUGCUCCGCUCAGGCCGUGAAAAGCCAUACAGAGUGCCUACUUGUGGAAGGCAAAGAGUGAAAAGGAAAGUUUCGGUGAGCACCAGAUCAGCAGCUGCUGAAAACUCAGAGCUUCAACUGCGGAAAACACUGAGGUGCUUUAUACAGACUGAAGAUUCAAAAACUGUGCAUUUCAACUUAGAUGAAUGUGGUCGUCAUGAAAUAUCAACCAUGGAUUCACAACGCCCUGCAGAUACAGCAUGGUUAAGCCUGUUCACAAGCAAGGAGCCAGCAGUUAUAGGAAAAACAGACUCUAAAAAUGUGGUGGUCCUCAUGCAGCGAUUAAAGUGUAAUGAAUUUGUGCUGUUGAGCAAAGGUGAAGAUCAGCUCUGCCUGAAGGUUUUAAAGGGAUGCUGUUCCGAGCCAGAUCAUACUUCAGUGGCAAAAGGCAACAGGAGAACGUGCAAGAAGAGAGGUCUUGACUUCAAAAAGCUGAAGGAAGAUAAUCACUUUUUCAUCAUGCAUUCUGAAGGAGAUUCAGUGAAGUUCCAGUGCUAUGAAGACACAAAUUACUUUCUGCAUGUGAAUGAUCAUUCACUUGACAUACGCAAGCUGGAUCAUGAUGACCCUGAUGGGGAGAGAAACUUUGUCUUCAAGGUGACAUAUUUUUAGGAAAAUUAUUUUUUCUAUCUUUCAAUGGCCUGAGUGCCAAUACUGCUCUUAUCACAAUCUAUACAGAGAGGGCAAGAAGUUAAGGUUAAUUCAUUUCUAUUUUGCCUUAUUUUUACUUCUUUUUUUUUGUUGUUGUUUCAAUCACCAUUUUGCAUGAGUAAUAUCUUUUCUUUCUGUACUUACAAUAGGAAGAGAUAAUGGCUAAAUUUGAAAAACAGUAACUAAUCAGUCUCUUCAUAUAGUACCUGCACAAUUAUGGACUUCAGAAGCUGAAUUCUCCCUGAAGGGGAAAAGUACGUUGGGUAUGUUUCAAGGACAAGGGAAAAGGGAUCACACACAGGCACGGAAAAGCAUAGCUUUCCACAGUAUAAACAUUCCACUUUUAAAAAAUAUGUUUGUUAUAAGCUUAUCUGAACUUGCAGUGAACUUGCAUUUAGAAGUCAUUAAAUGCAUAAGUAUGUGUGCUGACCAAGUAGCUGUGGGAAAGCUGAGGAAAGUGUCCUCAUCUCAAGGAGAGCAGGGGAGGAGGUCACGGCUUGGCAGCUGGGAGAGUGCAUGCACUCAGCCUGGCAGCACUGCAGCCUCAUCUGGGCCCCAGGGGAAGUGCAGUCAGUGCUCGGCUGCAAAUUUCAUAAUGACUAAAUAAAUUUUUGUAAGUGAGUACGUGAACUGAAAAAAACACACACCACACCAGAGGAGCAGUAUGCAGCAAAGGGCCCUGUCAAUCAGGGUUGGACAUAAUGAUCUUAAAGGUCUUCUGCAACCUUGAUGAUUCACAAUUCUAGGAGGAAGAUGCUGCUCCUUAGAGCACACGCACUGUACUCUGCGAGGCACAAAACACAUUGAAUAGAAGAGGAAACAAACCACAGCUGUACACAUUAGGUGUUAGAAGUCUGGUUCUCAGUUGCUGUGCAUGCAGUCCCACUGCCAUUUGGUGGCACUUUUCUUUAACACAGUGCAUUUGGGAACACAUCUGUACGAAUGCUAGAUGUCAUGCACCUGUGCAAGGAGCUGUGGCUUAGCUGCAGUGAAACAGCAUACAGCAACAAUGCCCUGCCAGGGCAGUUCACUGCCGGUGAAUCCUAGCAUCAGUCAAUUCAAUUCAUGCACAUUACAACAAGGCAAUAUUAUAUUUCUUUCAGUAACAGCAGUGUGGUGCUUCACUGCUGGACUGCUGCAUUUGGAACAGCAAAAAUCAUUUUGUUGCUUCCACUGCUGAUAGAAGAGAUCUUCUGAGUACUGACCUGUGAGCAGUACCUGUGACUUCUAGAUCUGUUAAGUGUUCACUGAAGUCAGCAGGUGGGAAACAAACAAAAACACAAGAACAGCCCAAUCCCAACAACAAUGACAAUGAAAAAACCUACAUAGUUAAUGGAAAAUAUUGGUGAUAGUUGAAUGGUUGUACUGGAUGAUCUUAGAGGUCUUGGUGAUUCUAUGAUUCUACGCUUCUACAAUUCUAUAUUGACAACAUAUGUUACACAAGAAUUAAGUUAUUUAGAAUAAUCUAUUAUGCUAUACAAACAACAAAUUAAAUUGUGUAUUAGGUGCAAUAAUUUGACAGAGACAGUAACACCUGGCAGUCUGGUAUUUACCAAUGGUAAGGAUAUCACCUUACUCAGUCACAACAGCUGAUGAAAUUGCUACAACUCAUCACAAAGCUCGCAUGAAGCAUACUGAUAAAAUACCUCUGCUGAUGUCUGCAAAAAAUGUGUUCAAACUCCGUGAAUACUGAUUCUGUUUUGUAGUCAAAACUUAAAGUAUAGUUGUAAUGUAGAAUGCUGCAACCACCUACUUUAAAAACAAGAUUUUUUAAAACACUUUAAAGCCUUUUUGGAUACCAGCAGUGGUAGUUUUGUAAAGUUGUAGACUCGAGAUACAAAGUCAAAAUGUUGUUUGACAAUUUUUUUUUCAGAAAAUAAUAAAUUCAGCCAGCUCUGUGAUGAGAAAUCAGAUCAACAUUUCAUGGAUACUUAUCUUUCCCAGACUCUUACUUUGCACUUACAAAACCUGUCAACUGACGUUUUCAGCUUCCAACAAGUAACAGACAAGGGAGAAAGCAUAUAUUAGUUUUAUUUAGACAUAAAUACAAAACUAAUGCCAGUGAGUGCUUUUUAAAAAUAUAGCCUCCUUACUUUACAGUGGGGGAAAAAAACACAUGUUUAUCCAAUGUGUCUAACAUUUGAAUAUGAAAUAUAAUCACUACUAUGCAGUUUACUUUCAAAAUGAGGCUGAUAUUCUUAAACUUUUACUUUGCAGAUAUGAUAAUUAUUAAAAUAUUAAUAUCAAUAAAUUGGUUUUGCUUUUCUGCACUUCAAAAGCUGUGCCUAAUAGAAAAUAAUGGGUUCUGUUUGAUGGAAAAUAAUUUAAUACAAGUGUUCUUCAUAUGUAACUUCAUGGGCUUCUGGUACUUUGACCAUAUUUGUGACCUGCUAGAAUAAAAUUUGUAAAAGAAUAUCAUUCAAUAUAAAUAAUGUGAUUCUGAUGCUAGUUAAUCAAAAGGGGGGGGGGGAAGGAGGGAAGGGAGUAUAAAGAAGUGGUGACCAUACCUGCUUAGGAUCGAUGUGCUAAUUAAUCCGGAGACUGUGUAUCCCAAUGACAGGAAAUGGUCACUCACAGUAGAAAAAUGUUUAAGAUUGGCAAAAGGAUCACUGCAUUAAAGUCUGCGUAGGAUCAAUUGUUGUCCAUUAAAUCAUGAGACUGGUACCCAAUAUUGCUAUGCCUGAAAGAUAUGCCUUCUAUGCACUGUGUUACAUACUACUUUCAUUAUGGACAACUGUGAAUUAUGAACUAGAUAUCAAAAUCAGAAAUUGUUAGUCUAAUGAAUGUUUUUACAGUUGGAACAAAAGCUAACGACCUACCUUGAGUGCGGUUACAAUAGUACUAAAACUUGUAAAACUUGUAAUUAAUUCAAGUUAACCAUUUUCUACUAAAGGAACACUAUCAAAUAAUAUGUACAUUUCCAUUUACUCUGUUAAUUCUAAUCAGUAAUACAAUAAAGGAAUAGACAACGAUUCUCUCUCCUCCACUCUGCUAUGAAGUCCCCAGCCCUCUAGUUGUUCUUGUUGGAAGUCACCCUUUUUCUUUGAUGGGACAGCGUGAUGGCAUCACCAGUGCACAGAAUCACAGAACCAUAGGGGUUGAAAGGGACCUCUUGGGGAUCAUCACAUUCAACCCCCUGCCAAAGCAGGUUCCCUACAAAAAGUUGCACAGGGAAGCUUCCAGCUGUGUCUCAAACAUACACAGAGAGGGAGACUCCACAGCCUCCCGGGCAGCUUGUCUCAGGGCUCUGUCCCCCUCGCAGUAGAGAAGUUCCUCCUCAUAACGGUAUGGCACUGCCUGUGUAGCAGUUUUUACCACUUGCCCCUUGUCCUGUUGCUGCAUUAGAUUUCAAAAGACACAUUAGUAUAGGGAGACAUACUAAUACAUGAACCUCACAGUUCCCCACUGAGGUUGACAGAACACCGUUCUAUAUUCAGCAUAGAUUUCAGAUGCAUGCAGCACAUAUUUUUGAACUACAGUGUCCGCAUCAAUGGAGAUUUUACAAAAAAAACUGUCAUCCUGUCUUUGUUUCCAUUCAUCCGUAGUUUGUCUAACCGAAGAACUCACAGCAGGUUAAACGCUUCUGCAAUUUGCGUCUGCUGGGCAGCACUUCUCACAGCCCCUCUGCCGGCAGCAGCUCAGCAGGGCGGACUCCACAGCUCCGCUCCUCGGCGCUCCCGCCGCACUGCAGGGGCUGUGGGCGGGCGCUGUGGGCGGGCGCUGUGGGCGGGCCCACAAGAGUACACUGAGAUCCGACGGUCUCUGGCACCAUCUCCUGGUCUGCAGGAAUGCAGUGGGAAACUUCUACCCAGAUUUUACAUCAGCAAGCCGCCAAAAAGAUCUCAGCAGCAGAAAGCCGAAAACAUUCAGCUUUUCUUCACACAGCAGAACUAAUUUCCAACCGACACAAGGCCUAGAUCUUCUGUCUGGAGUGACUGAAGAAGGCUGGGAAGCAUGUCAAAGGAAGGAAGGGUUUCUCUCUAUUAGCAUGUUCAAGGCCACAUCAGGAAUACAAUUUUCACUUUUGGGUUUUCCAGUACAAACUGGAGCAAAGAUGAGGGAGACGCAGUGCAUGCCCAGGGCAGGCGAGGCCUGGGGAGAAAAACCCUGGAGAUGAGAAGGUUAAAAGUCUUCACCUGGAGGGGUUGUGGAGAGGACAGAACCAAGCUUUCCUUAGAGUGUACAACAGAAAGAAAACAAGCAGUAGUCACAAGUAGUAGCAAGGGCCAUUCUGUCUGUGAAUUACAAAAAUAAUCUGAAAAUCACAAGGAUACGUAUGUAGAAUUUCAAGCAGUCUUUGUGAGCUUUCUAACAUUUGACUGGACAAGGACACGUGCAGUCUGACCAAACACUGAAGGAAAACCUGCUUUGAGCGUGCAGCUUGGCAAGAUGAUCUCCAGGAGUUCCUUCCAACCUAAAUUACAUUAUAUCAUGACUCUCAGACAGCUUCCCCGUGUUACAACUGGCAGAAUAUUUAAUCCACACAGCAAAGUGUGCAGUGCAAACUAUGCAAACCACAUAAAAGAGCCACAGAGGAUCCACAUAAAAGCAAAUAAAAUGAAAUGUCUUGAUUUCCUCCCAAGGCACAGUGCAUUUAUGACUGCAUGUGGGCUUGAGCCUGAGGGGAGAUAAAAUCACUGGCAAAACAAUUGAAAGAUUCUGCAAAACUCAAAAUAAAACAUGCACUUCUUUCAGAGCAGGAAGCUCUGUAUGGAGAAGAAAUGUUCAUUUGGAAAAUAAAAAGUAAUGGUAAUAUAUCCUGUCGGGGAAAUUUAAAAGCUACUGCUUUCUUCCUGAUUAUAUGUGUUGUAGUUUUUCUUGUGAUAAUGUUCUUGAUGUUUGAAAGAACAGAAAAAACAGCAGGUAUGUCCCACUGCACUGAAGUCUGGUUAGUUCUGCCAGC
Messenger RNA from Phasianus colchicus (ring-necked pheasant), 5706 nucleotides. RefSeq lists its product as uncharacterized. The record is from RefSeq and is a predicted model, not a curated record. NCBI's taxonomy places the organism in Eukaryota, Metazoa, Chordata, Aves, Galliformes, Phasianidae.